This is a messenger RNA of Malaya genurostris, 2043 nucleotides long. RefSeq names its product keratin-associated protein 10-4-like. The record is from RefSeq and is a predicted model, not a curated record. The transcript is spliced from 7 exons. Gene Ontology annotation, cellular component: extracellular region. Lineage: Eukaryota; Metazoa; Arthropoda; Insecta; Diptera; Culicidae.
CGCACACCGAAGAUCAUUCUCGGUUUGAGGCUCGAAGCGAACGGAUAGCGGAAGUGAAAAAUUUAAAGUGUAGAAAAAAAGAUUAUAUUUUUAAAUCAUUUUAAAAAGUUCUUUCGAUUUCAACCAACGGAAAAUUUGUGCAAAACAACAUUAUCGAAGAUCGUUUGCUUUUGAACUCAACAUUUCAAGAAAUUCGGGAACGUUUCGAAAACCAUCCACUGAAGAAUAGAUAUUGAAAUUUUUUUUGUGAGAAGGAAAAAUCGAUAGUCCUUAAACCCGACUUCAAGCCGAACGAAACCAGUGAAAAUGUGUGAUCCGUGCUGCUCUCCCUGUGAUCCUUGCUAUCCCUGCUACCCUUGCAUGCCCCGUUCCGCCUCCUAUCUCAGCUGGUGGAAACGUCCCUUGAUAGUGUUCGAUAGCACUAAUACAUUGCACUACAGCUGGAAUUUGCGUCGCAAGGAACCGAACAUUCCGGACAUUCGUUACGAAGAAAUGUAUUGCGGCGGUCAACGAAUCUACUGCGCUUCACUUGCAUGUAAACAAUCCACAAAUCACAACCACCUCCUUAUCCAACAAAAGGGUUCCUGUCCGCCUCCUUGCGCCAACGGCAGCCUCUGCGAUCCAUGCGCUCCGAGAACCUACGCGGCUCAUGACCUGAACUGCAUGCCACAGUGUCCUAGCGUCUGCCCUCCUGUGCAGUGUGGCCCUCGAUUCAUCACAGUUCAACAACCGCCCAGGGUGAUAGCCCAACGGAAACUCAUUAACUGUUGCCGCACCGUGGUUGAUAAGCAUGUGGUUCCCCGCAACAAAACGAUCGUCGAGCCGAAGAUCAUUUACGAACCUCGAACCUACAUAGAGCCUUGCAUUAUUUAUCGUAAACGAGUCGUUCCGGAUCCAAAAAUUCUGUACUACAAACGCAUCGUGCCAGAUCCGAAGAUCGUCUGCACUCCACGUACCAUUACGGAGCCCAAGGAAAUAUGUACGACCAUGGUUUGUCAGCCAAAACCGCAAAUUGUUCAGAUUCCACCACCACCGCAGUAUUGCUGCAUACCAACGUGUACCGGCUUCUCUAAGUCACCUGCAUGCUCUCCGUGUGAAAGACCUGCUAAGCGAUGCUAGGAAGCAACUGGGAGAACGAGGCGAGUUAAGGUCCCCGCCAGAGCCUGCAAAAGUCGUGAACUACGUGGGGGAGUGUUGAUUUAUAACUGCGAAUGUCUAAAACGUAAUGGCCUUCAGCACGAUUGCCCCCGUACGGAAUGCCAGGGCAAAACCUGCUGUUUAACAAAACCGGAAGCUACCUGUUGCCCAUCAACCUAUGCCAGGCGGUUCCGCUUUGUAACGAUGGGUAACAAGAGUAAUCCCAUUUGUCCAAAACGAUGUCGUGUCAGCACCAUUGGAAGCGGCUGCAAUCCAUGCGGAAUUGAUUGUUUCUCCUGUGGACCAUGUGGACCGUGUGCACCUUGUGGACCGUGUGCACCUUGUGGACCGUGUGCACCUUGUGGACCGUGUGCACCUUGUGGACCGUGUGGCCCGGUUUGUGAUCCCUGCUGUGGCCCUGUUUGUGACCCAAGUUGUCCUCCUGUAUGUGAUCCAUGCGGUUGUAUUCCACAAGGGGACUGUGGACCAUGUGGAGCUCCAACACCGAACUGUAUGCCAUGCUAUGAUCCAUGCACGCCCAGUGUUCCACCGUCAUGCGGAGACAUGUGUCCGCCUUACCCAAACUGUGAGCCUUGCUGCUAGGGCGAAUAUCCUUCAAUGAUUAUGAAUGCAUGCAUGUGUCCGGAGGUUGUUGAUAUCCGCCCUCCUUCUGCGAUAUUUACCAUCUUUAGUGCCAACCUUUUGACAUAGUCACUGUCCAUGUUAUUUUUCCUUCUUUCUUCGAAUUGUUGACUUCAGCACCCACCAUCUAAAUAAUCAUGCAUCGAUGAAGAAAUCGUUAAAUUAAAACUAGCCAACAAUUAGUGCACGGAAUCCACAUUCUCGCCGCACACAAAUCGAGAUCAAAUGAAUAAUCAAUAAAGUUGUUUGUACCGUAUUAAAAAA